AUGUGGCUAUUUCUGCUCGGCACGAAUUGGGCUGCGGUUGGCCUGUUUCGUGGAGUCCGCAUGGCUAAAAGUAUUCCACUCGACUCCUUGACCUACGCUGCAGAUUUAAACAGCUUGAAAGGCCCCAUUGGGGCGGCAUUUACCGUCACAUAUUGGGGAACAUUCCAUGGCUCGAUGCAGUAUAUUCUUACAAUGAUGUUAUUCGACACCCUAGAGACCCGACGUCAUCGCUUACGGACACUCUUGCUCGGAAUGAUAUUGCCCUUCAUGGCGCUCAUGCACUCAGCUGCUCCUAUCAAAACAAUGGGAAUACCUGCGCUAUACUGGUAUGGCAUAAACAGCGGUGCUUAUGACCUCAAUUUGAUUGUUGCUGCUGGGACUCCAUAUUGUAUCAUGCCAUUCUCUGUAUGGCUGCUCGACCAAUUGGACAUAUCCUUGUUACCUAGGGUGCUCACUAGACCACCGAAACAAGCAUUGACUAGACUGCUGAAGCAAGCAUUCAACAAAGCGACAGCAUCGAUAAUGGUGGUAAAGGUGGUGCGCCUUUUGAUCUGUGUGUCAUUAUUUGUGGUAGUAAUCUCGAUCAUCAUGAUCGAUGUCACAGAAGAUUCAAGAUGGUGGAUGGGGCUAUUACCAAUGGCUCCAUUUUAUCUAUAUUUCCUCAUGCUCGCAGCUCCAUUGUUUUGGCUUUGUACGGCGGGAUAUGCGAGUGGUUGGUAUGUUUUCGUGGCUUAUGUAACUCGCAGUGUUAAGGCAUCACAUUCAUGCUUCUUCAUGCCAUGUGCCCCCCAGUCAAUUAACGAAGAGGAUCAGUUGUUUGCUUUAUUUGCUGGUCUCUUGCUUUUUGUUGGGUGGGAGGUUAUUCCGGUUCUUGUGAAGGAAUUCAGAAAACGCUAUCGAGACCGGGAAGAGUUCGUUCAACAUAUGGAAGAGCGAAUGAGGCACCUUCAAAUGAGGCAGGCAUUGCAGCGGAGGUUCGGUUGGGAAUCCAAUACUUGGAGGACCUGGGGGCGAGCGGAUUGA
This is a messenger RNA of Penicillium expansum, 1023 nucleotides long. RefSeq lists its product as uncharacterized. The record is from RefSeq and is a predicted model, not a curated record. Lineage: Eukaryota; Fungi; Ascomycota; Eurotiomycetes; Eurotiales; Aspergillaceae. The transcript has a single exon. Bases 1 to 1023 code for a protein of 340 amino acids.